Molecule: messenger RNA, 1400 nt
Organism: Colias croceus (clouded yellow)
Lineage: Eukaryota; Metazoa; Arthropoda; Insecta; Lepidoptera; Pieridae
Product: mitochondrial thiamine pyrophosphate carrier-like
Exons: 1
Coding region: 94-1059 (321 amino acids)
Biological process (GO): transmembrane transport
Source: RefSeq, a predicted model, not a curated record
ACGUCAAAUUACAGAUUUGGUCACGUUAUGGGACGGCGGCAAUAUAAAAAAUAUAAAUAAAUAGGUGGUGUCUAAUUAAAAAUUUGAACAAUUAUGGUUCAUUAUGCGCAGAGUUCAAAACCUGAAGUAUCCGUAGCACAAAGUGCAUUUGCCGGGGCAGUAUCAGGCGCAGUAACGAGAGCAAUAGCACAACCUCUAGAUGUCCUAAAAAUAAGAUUCCAACUACAACUAGAACCGAUCAGAAAUGGAUCAAAGUACAGUUCUGUGCUGCAAGCUGUAUCAUCGAUCGUCAAGGAAGAAGGUAUAUCAACAUUAUGGAGUGGCCACAUUCCUGCACAAAUGUUAUCCAUAUCCUUCGGCGUGGUACAAUUUUCAGUGUACGAAAAGCUGACUCAAAUGUAUCAAAAGACUGAUCCCCAGUUUUAUAUAGCUAAUAAACAUUGGAUUAAUUUUUCGAACGGUGCAAUAGCCGCUACGUUUGCCACAAUUACGUCAUACCCAUUCGAUACAGUAAGAACUAGGUUAAUAGCAGAGCAGAAAACAAAUAAAGCAUACAGAGGCUUUACAGAUGCUCUGUUUACAAUGAUUCGGAGAGAAGGACCAAUUUCACUGUUCAAAGGAUUGGUACCCACUGUAGCUCAAAUAGCGCCAUAUGCAGGUGUUCAGUUUGCUGUAUAUAAAUUGUUUACAGAUAAUAUUCUAAAUAAAAUAGCUUUCUUCCAAAGAAGUACUAAUAUGAGCUCAACAAUAGAAACAUCUAUUAUAGCAAAUGCAUUUGCUGGAAGCAUGGCUGGUUUUGUAUCAAAAACAGCUGUGUAUCCGUUUGAUGUUAUAAAGAAAAGGCUGCAAAUACAGGGAUUUCAGGAACAUAGGAAAGCAUUUGGUCGUCAAAUGUAUUGUAGAGGUACUGUGCAUUGUAUUUUCUUGACAAUAAGUGAGGAAGGUUUUCUAGCGUUGUAUAAGGGCUAUGGACCAAGCAUAUUAAAAGCUGUUGUAGUUUCUGCAUUACAUUUCACAGUUUAUGAUGAAAUAAAGCAUAUUAUUUUAAGUAUACGAUAAUUAUCAUUUAUUUAAUGCUAUUUUGUAAGAGAAAAUAUUUAAUCAUGGCAUUUUUUUUUUUGGUAUCUGUUUUGUGUUCAUAUUUAUAGGCAUUAUACUGGAUCUGAUUGACAGAUAAUCAAAAUAUAAUUUGACUAAUAUGUGAAUUUAUUAAUGUGAAUUAAAAUUUGACUGUAAAUGUAAUACAAGAAUGUUACUUAAGAAGUUAAUAUGGUGUAUUGACACUUAUAUAAGCUUUGUAUUUACUAAGAAAACUGUGAUAGUUAAGUAUUAGUAACAUUGUAAAAAAAUUGUUCAUAUCAAUGUUCUAGUCUGUGUAAAUUAUAUCACAAUUUACUGAA